CACCGUCGUCCGCCCGCCGCAAGUCUAUCUUCAACACACUGUUCGCUGACCCGAUUCUCCUCUCCGACAUCGUCGACGCGUGGCUGGAGUGUCUGACGCGCCCGUCCGGCAUCCCUCGUCCAGCGCGCUGCCAGCGAUGCGACAACAUGUCUGAAGAUGCAGACGCCUCCGAACACUCUCCGCAGCCCGCCGCGAACCCAGAUGCCCAGACGACCGUCAACGAUUUCCUCGACUACACCGAGUUCUUCCCCUCCGACCUCGUGCGCUCGUUGCGCCUCAUCAGCGACCUCGAUUCGACCUACACCGACGCCACCCAGACCGUCCACGACCUUACGGUAAAGUAUGGUAGCCUCCCCACGAUACCCGCGAACGAGCGCCCCGAUCCCACAGCGCUGCGCAAAUCGAUUGCCGCUGCGCUAGAUAAGGCGAUAUACUGCAGGGAAUCCACCUUGGCCGAGGCGUCGCGGAUAUACGAGGUUGCGGAGCGCCAUUGUCACCGCAUCGCAGUCAUCAAGAGGAAGCUACAAGCGUUGCCGCAGCCCCCCUCGCGCGAUCCAACUCCCGCGCCCGUAUCUCCGCAAGCUUCACGAUCAUAUCACCGCGGCUUCGACAGAACUCCGCGCCUGCACCUCACCUUCGACGGCGGGCGUCAUCAUGGCGCUGCGCGUCCGAGGGACCGCGGCAAGAAGUCCACGAUUCCUCUGCCUGGGGCUAGAGCACGAAGCCUAAGCUCUUCGGAUGUGUCUGACGCAGAGUCGGAGGUGAGAUCCACUAUUGAUCUCGCCACAACCCCCAAGAAGCUCAAACUGCACAAGGAGAAGACGCCGAAGCUGCCCAAAUCUCGCGUGCGACUAUCGGGUUCUGGAACCAACGUCCACAGCUCCAUCGCUGGUAUCUCGACAAGCAAUGCGCUGGCCAAGCUAUCGCCCCCUCCAGCAGAUGCCAGGCCGGGCAGCAAGUGGGCGCCGUGGUUUAAACUUACUGAAUACGAGAUGGCUGUGCUUAGAAAACAGAUGAAGAAGAACGCCGUGUGGACUCCGAGCGACACCAUGAUCCGCCGAGAGUUGGACAGGAAACAACGCGGACAAUCUUACUAUGAUAAAGAGAAAGCCCGUUGCGAGGCCACCGGCGAGGAGCUUCUGGACGAAGAGCCUGCCACGCCAUCUUACAAAACUGCCGCCCCUCCAGUUGCAGCGGAAGCGGCGCCUGCCGUCGCAACUAAAGCCCCGCCUACAACCACCCCCGUAGAUGUCGCGCCCACGCCCACGCCCACGCCCACGCCCGCCGAACCCCCGAAGGACACGAUCAGAGAAGACACCGCGACGGUCAACAAGGGCAUGAAGCUGAACGAGGCAAAGGAGGCCAAGAAGGUCAAGCGGGAGUCGCAGCGUCAGCAGGCAAUGCGCGACGCUCAGGAACUUGAGGAUGCCACGAAGAAGAUAAAGGAGGCUGCAGAUAGCUUGAAGGAGCUGACCUUCAGCACGCCCGCUACGAGGAGGAAAUCAACUGCGAGACCGUCCAACAAGCGCAAACGCGAGGCGUCGCCCCAGCCUGCAGCCGAGACUCCCACCGUUGCGACACGAGAACCAUCCUUAGCCUCCCAGGAGAGUGGGACUAAACCACCAGAGCCCAAGCGGCUGCGCAUCCUACCACCUCUUGCUCCCGCACCUGCUGCCACGUCGACCCCUCAAGCUUCUACACCCGUUGCGCCUUCGCCCGUGGCAAACACGCCAGUUCCAUUGCCGGAAACAACAAAGACCACCACAGUGCAGGUACCGCUCGCUCCAGCAGGCCCAAGUACACCGAAGGCUGCCGCGAAACCACCUUCGGGAGCGCCCAGCCGCCAGGCUACCCCUGCUAUGCCCUCGCCCACCGCCCCAACGCCAGCCGAGCCGCCAAAGUCUCCCGUCGUUCCAGCACCACCGGCCCCCCAGCCUACGGUCACUGCCGCUUCCACUCGUCCGCGGAGAGAGUCGGUCGCUCCUAGGGUGGCCAGUCCUGCACCGGCGUAUGCCGCGCCUUCGAAGUCACAGAAGACUCCCACUCCUGCACCUGAACCCGUUCUACCGUCUCCUGCUCUCCCCACACGCCCCCGCUCUGCUCGCGGCCACGUGCCGACACCAAAAGCGCAAAGCGAGGAGCCGAAGCCUCAUGAGCCGGGUAAGCCAACCCGGGAGCUUCGCCGUCAUAGCAUUUUCAGCCAGUCUGCAAUUGCCGCGCCUACCCGUAUGAGCACGCGUAAGAAGCCUCCACCGAAGGGCGAUAUCACAGCUGGUGAGGAUGGACAGAAGACGGUGACGAACGUGAAACGAGCGCAGGGCAACAAAAACAAGAAGAGAAAGAAGGCAGAUGAGGAGUCCGAGCCACUGGAGGAGAUCGAUCCAAACGAGCCAAGGUACUGCGUCUGCGACGAUGUCAGCUAUGGGCAAAUGAUUUCGUGCGAUAACAAUUGCGAACGGGAAUGGUUCCAUCUCGAAUGCGUCGACAUGACCGAAAAGGACAUACCCUCUCGACGCGCAAAAUGGUACUGCCCAGACUGUCGAAAGGCCAUGGGCACAGAUGCGUAUGGCAACCCCCUCGUGGCGCCACCGCUGCCCGGAAGACGCGGCAAUCGGGGAUGGAGUACUUAAGGGAUAUUUAGGUCCGCGUAAUGCGUUCGAUUGCGUGGUGGCGUACCGGUCGGACUACUUGUGUAAGCAUAUGGCGUUUGGGACGGGAUGUCGGAUACCUACCUUGUAUCAUGAUGUGUAUGAGUCGAUGCUGGUUUUGGUCUUGUGGCCGCAAUAGGGUACCGGAUGAGAUUGGUCACGCUUGCGGACGGGGUGUGCGCUAUGGAGCGCUGAAGGGCUGCUUAUCAUCAGUUUAGUUCUUGGAUAGCAUGACUUCAAUGAGCAUUACAGAGGGAACAUUCGAUACGCGUGGUGCUAGAUUCGACGUGCAGUCCAAU
Molecule: messenger RNA, 2947 nt
Organism: Trematosphaeria pertusa
Lineage: Eukaryota; Fungi; Ascomycota; Dothideomycetes; Pleosporales; Trematosphaeriaceae
Exons: 3
Coding region: 147-2630 (827 amino acids)
Biological process (GO): regulation of DNA-templated transcription
Cellular component (GO): nucleus; Rpd3L-Expanded complex; Rpd3L complex
Source: RefSeq, a predicted model, not a curated record